GUUGCGCUUGCUAGUGUGCACUAGAAGUAGAAACUCUUGGUACCAGCCUCCAGAGUCCAAGCCGGGCAGCACCUUGGAACAAGUACCUACUGCGUACCUACUAUCGUGGCACUUGGGUUCUCGCAGUUCUGCCAGUCGACCAUCCCACUGACCUCAACCUCGCUGCGUCACACUCCCGUCUGCAAGCCAAACGCCUUGCCUGAGGUGCCUGUCUGCCUGCCUGCCUGCCUGCUUGCUUGCUGCCGUCACCCUCGAACCCCUGGAUCCCGAGUUUUCCAGAGAUCUACCUACCUGCUCCAAUCCAGAUGUCCGUGUCCAUGAGCGGGCAGUAGGUAAAGAAGGAAUAAGAAGAAAUACGCGACGUUUGACCCCAGAGCGCGCGUCUCCACGGCGUUGGCUCCGACCCUUACGCCAUUAGCCAGGUCCAGCCAACGGGUCCAUCAAGCAAGCACACUACUUAGUUACUUUGAUGUCUUUGUCCUUGUUCACAUUGUUACAUACCCCAUCUCGGCUAUUGUGAUCGAGUAGCCAUGCCCAAAAUCCGUCGUCGUCACCGUUCAUCUCGUCGCGUGCCUCCGCCAAAGGACAGCGACUUCGACCAUGAAAUCACCUUGAUAGACAAGGAAGACGCUUCGCCAGCUAGUUCCAGAGAAUCUCUUGCGCACGUCAACACAAAUGGAGACACCCACAAGGCCCCAGAGCCUUCCGGUUCCCGCCGACAGAAACGUCUCUCCGUUUCUACCGAGCCCAGACCCGGAGUAGAGGACGGAGAUGCGACUCCACAUCGUAUCGAAACAAGUCAGGGUACCGCAAUCGCAGAGAAUGACGCGAAGGCUGCGAUACCGUUGGAUGGUCCAUCCGUCUACAUCCAACAACCCACCCCCGAGCCCACUGAACUUGAACGCAAACUAUCCUUCCCAUCUCUCAAGUCCAAACCAACCAAGGCUUCGAAUGCCUCCAAAGCCCCCCGCGAAGCCAAUGGCAGCACCCGCCGAAAAUCCCUAACCACCCCCGAAUCCGCUAUCGACAUCCUCUAUGAAAACCAACGCGGCUGUUUCCUCUGCGGCAGCCCCCUCUUCUCUGGCAAAGCCCUCGGCCCUCUCGACCCGCCAGCAUGGACCAACUUUGCACACAGUGCCUCCCCAACGGACAUCACCAACGCGCAGGUUCCCGACCCGUCAUGGGAGUGGGCGUGGCCCGAGUGGCGUGUCAAUCAUGAGAAGGACUACGCCGAUGAAGAAGGGUGGGAGUACAGCUUUGCGUUCAGCAAGAGAUUGUCAUGGCACCGCCCAAAGUGCUGGAACUCGUUCGUAAGAAGGAGGGCAUGGAUACGGAAACGUGUGAAAAAAGCAGCUGGGUAUGAGGCUCUGCAUGAGGGACAGGAUGCGUCCAAGCUGAACCCAGAGUACUUUACCGUCCGGGCUUCCGCCGAGAUGAACAGGGCGAGGAGCCGGAGCCGGAGUCGGAGCAUGAGCAGAACGCGUACCAAGAGCCGCAGUCCCAGCCGGGCUAGCACAGGGAUGAACUCGCGCCGGAGUCGGGCGAGCAUGCGGAGUAUUUCGGAGGCGCUGGAGGAAGAAAAUGAGAUGAUGGAGGAUAUUGAGAAUGUCGAGCAGUUGCUUGCGGUGCUGAGGGAGUGCAGAAUUGACAGGGAAAAGAUCGAGGCGGUGAAUAAUUAUCUUGAGCAUGCCGAUGAUAACCUCGAAGGACUGGCGGGCGCUAUGCACGAUAUCAUGUCCCUGUUUAUCUUCCAGGCUUCGAGACGGGCGAUGUUGGCGAGACUUACGGAGAUCUAUGACAAGACUGUCGAAGAGCGGGAGAGGAAAGAGAAGGAGGAGAAAGAGGAAAAGGGUAAGGGCAAGUCUACCGAUGAUAAAGCCACUCCUCCAACAGACGGAGCGAUGUCCUCACCAGCAUCACCACCACCACUUAGCCCCGAAGAGCUCCAAGAGGAACAAUCUCGCCGAGAAGAGAACCUCCACCAGGCUGUCAAGAGAGCUGACGAGGAAGUCAGACGCCUGGAGUACUGGAGCGAUGUCAAGGAAAUGGUCAUAGAGGGAGAAACCAAGGACGCCGUGAGUACCAAGAAGGGCUGGGACCCUAGCUGGCAGGGUGUAGAUAACUCGGGGCCGGCACAGCCGCCGGCGCCGAGUCAUGAUGAUCCUCAGACAAAGUAGGUCGGGGAAUUUGGUUACUACGGGCUUAUGAGGCUUCACGGGAACGGACAAAGUAAACAGCACCCUCGGCCUUGUUAAUAAGAGGGGUAACAAAGUUUGAACUGCACAUAAUAUGGAUAGGGACAGAAACAGGGACAGAAACGGGGACAGUAUUUUUUCUUGCUCUUCAUUUCUUGGGGGUUUGCGCGGUUGGGUGUUUGGAAAAACAAGAGGCAUGCAUGCGGUUGUUGCUGAUAAGCAUUAUCUUCAUAUACUGUUCGGGUUGGGUUGUUGGAUAGUUUAGCUUGCUGGUUGGGAUAGGUGUUUCAAUUCUUGUUCUCCUAUGGUUUUUCUUCUCUGGUAGUCGUUCAUCAUCAUCAUUAUCCUCAUCCGCAUUCUGGAUUCGCAUGGGUAAGAGAGCUUGAAGAACCGUUUCGCCUAGAAGUUAGCAGUUCUUGGUGCAUAUUUCAUUCUUUGAAUAGCUUAAGUGAAUGCUUACAAAACC
Messenger RNA from Neurospora crassa OR74A, 2661 nucleotides. RefSeq lists its product as hypothetical. The coding region runs from base 531 to 2177 and encodes 548 amino acids. The record is from RefSeq and is a predicted model, not a curated record. Lineage: Eukaryota; Fungi; Ascomycota; Sordariomycetes; Sordariales; Sordariaceae. The transcript is spliced from 2 exons.